AUGGAUGUAGGAGUGAUGGUGCUCGUAGGUGAUAUUUGUGUGAGAGAGAUUUUUAUGUUUAUGAAAAAGGAAGUAUUCAGGCUAAAACAUAUGCCAGUUGUAACUACAAAGAAAAAUGUUGGAGCCUCAAGACGUGAAACUUACACAGAGGAUUUUAUUAAAAAGCAAAUUGAAGAGUUCAACAUAGGAAAGAGACAUUUAGCCAACAUGAUGGGUGAAGAUCCAGAAACUUUUACCCAAGAGGAUGUUGAUAGAGCCAUUGCUUACCUUUUCCCAAGUGGUUUGUUUGAGAAACGAGCCAGGCCAAUAAUGAAGCAUCCUGAACAGAUUUUUCCAAAACAGAGAG
Molecule: messenger RNA, 346 nt
Organism: Carlito syrichta (Philippine tarsier)
Lineage: Eukaryota; Metazoa; Chordata; Mammalia; Primates; Tarsiidae
Product: 28S ribosomal protein S9, mitochondrial-like
Exons: 4
Source: RefSeq, a predicted model, not a curated record